CACACUCUAUCUGACACAAAACACACACACACACACUUAAAGACACACAUAGAGACACACACACACAUACAGACACACACACACACACACACACACACACACACUGGUCAGGACAAAUGGCGGAGCCACAGCGAACGUCUGAGCCCGUCAACGUUGUUCAUCAGGAUGAAAUCUGUGUUUCACCGUUAAAGGUACCCCCACACCUUACUCUCCCCACCACACCUACCUCUCACUACAACACCACACACACCUUCUCCAACCCACUUGUGUACGAGAGGGACAGUGUGAAGCUGAAGCAGGGGGUCAGAGUGGAACUCCCCCAUCACCUGGCAGCACGACCUCCAACCCCUGCAGAAAAACAUAUCCACGUUGGAGCCUCUCCUCCAGUUCCUCAGACAACUCAGGCCCUGAUUGGUUGGCGUUCAGCUCAUUCGCAUCUUCAGCUGGAAAAGUAUGCCCCAGUGCACCAUGGGAGGCGUAGUUUUCUGAAGGAGCUGGGCUGGCCUUUUGACUCUUGCAACUGACUUGAAGCCCCCACCACUCUGUGUCAUCUUGGCUAACCACUGACUCAGUGAGCUACCAGGAUGUAGCAUUAAAUAAAGACAUGAACUAAAUCAACCAUGAGAUCAUAGCCUGUAUAUCCAGGUGUGAAAUGUUCUGGAAAUGUCCUUUUAUGUCUCGUUAUAACUGCUUUUCUUCUUCAUUAAGGCGCUGACACACGGUUAUGGAAGCUCCUUUGUAGCAGGAGCAGCUUUUG
Perca fluviatilis (European perch) is the source of this 757-nucleotide messenger RNA. RefSeq lists its product as uncharacterized. The transcript is spliced from 4 exons. The coding region runs from base 117 to 524 and encodes 135 amino acids. The record is from RefSeq and is a predicted model, not a curated record. Lineage: Eukaryota; Metazoa; Chordata; Actinopteri; Perciformes; Percidae.